Molecule: messenger RNA, 3111 nt
Organism: Lutra lutra (Eurasian river otter)
Lineage: Eukaryota; Metazoa; Chordata; Mammalia; Carnivora; Mustelidae
Gene: PIK3R6
Product: phosphoinositide-3-kinase regulatory subunit 6
Exons: 20
Coding region: 254-2653 (799 amino acids)
Biological process (GO): G protein-coupled receptor signaling pathway; positive regulation of MAP kinase activity
Cellular component (GO): phosphatidylinositol 3-kinase complex, class IB
Molecular function (GO): 1-phosphatidylinositol-3-kinase regulator activity
Source: RefSeq, a predicted model, not a curated record
GACAGAACCGGGCCUGGGCCACACGGGGCCUUUCUCUGCAGAGCGGAGGCUGCCGUGGAGACUAAAGUCAUCGGGGUCUCCGGUGAGGGCAACCUCCCUGAGCCGGACCGUGGGGAGCCCGUCAGCGGAAAGACUUAGGGGAACCGAGUUCCACCCGAAACAAGAACCACCUCUCUGCGGAAAAACAACCACUUUACUUUCCAUUCUGCUGCCUGAGACGACCACAUCCUCCUCACUCACACCCCAGCCUCCCAUGGAGAGCUCAGAUGCGGAGCUGGACCUCCAGCGGAGCGUGCAAGCUGUUCUCCGGGAACUCAGCCCCCAGGCCCCAGCCCUGCAGAGCAACCAAGGCAUGUGGAGAUGGUCCCUGCACAAGAAGGUCGAGAGAGAUCCUGGGAAGAGUCCGGUGCUGGUCCGAAUUCUGCUCAGAGAGCUGGAAAAGGCAGAAAGCGAAGACCUCCGGCAUGUCAUCAUUCCCUUGCUGCAUACUCUGCUGUAUGUGCUCACUAAGGCCACGGGCAUCACAGAAGAGCUCUACCGGAGAACCUACAACUUUUGCACGAGGUUGCUAACCCUGCCCGCCCCCUACUGCACCGUAGCCUUGGAUUGUGCCAUAAGGCUGAAAACAGAGACUGCUGUCCCAGGGACGCUGUACCAAAGGCUGGUCAUUGCCGAGCAGAACCUGACCAAUGAGCUGUACCCCUACCAGGAGAGAGUGUUCCUCUUCGUGGAUCCGGAGCUGGUAUCUCCCUCUGUGUGCAGCGCCCUGCUGCUGGAGAUCGAGGCGGCGCAGGUGCAGCAGACCCCGGAGGCCUGCAUGCGGCACGUGGUCUCCCAUGCCCUGCAGGCGGCACUCGGGGACGCCUGCCACGCCAGCACCCUGCAGAGCAAGCUGAAGGCCUGCCCUCGCCGCGCCCUGGAGUGCUAUUUCCACGCUGUGGUGGCCGCCGUGGAGCAGAUGGCCAGCGAACCCAACCCGAGCCGGGAGGGACACCUGGAGAGGCUGGAGGAGAUUUACUGCGGGCUGCUGGGGCCGGCGGCGGCCGCCAGGGGACGCUGCUGCGGAACUGGAGCGAGGAGGGCAGAGGGGAAUGCCACAGCCCUCCUCCUGCCUUCAGGUGACCCCCUGCAGGACCCACAGCCAAGCAUCCCUCUGCCCAGCCCCCACAUCUCCUUCCACCUGUGGACCGACGAAGAGCAGCUCUGGAAGGAGCUGGUCCUCUUCCUGCGCCCGCGAUCCCAGUUGCGCCUCAGUGCCGACUUGGAGGCCUUGGAUCUGCAGGGCCUCUGGCCAGACCGGGAGCUGGCCCGGGCGUCCAUGCUGUCCACUGACAGUGGCAUCGAGCGGGACCUGCCCAUGGGGGCUGAUGAGCUGCCUGUCCCCGGCAGCCCUGAGAUGGAGCGUGCUGGGCUGCAGCGCAAAGGAGGCAUCAAGAAGCGGGUGUGGCCCGCCGACAUCUUGAUGCCUGCGUGCUGGGACGGGCCCCAGGGACUGCACCGCAGGACAGGCCUGCCCAGCGGAGAUGGGGGGAUGCUGCCGGGGGUCUCCCGGCUUCACACGGCCAGGGUGCUGGUCCUGGGGGACGACAGGAUGCUGGGGCGCCUGGCCCAGGCCUACCACUGCCUCAGGAAACGGGAGACCCAGAAGUUCUGCCUGACCCCUAGACUCAGCCUGCAGCUCUACUAUAUCCCCGUGCUGGCGCCUGAGGAGCCGGCGACAAGCAGACAUUCGGAGCUCCGAGAGCUGGCGGCGUUCCUGGGCCGCGCAGACCCGUGGUACCAGAACACAGUCAACACACUCUGCCCAGCCAUCCACAAGCUGGCAGAGAUGCCCCCUUCCCUGGACACAUCCCGGACUGUGGACCCCUUCAUCCUGGAUGUCAUCACCUACUACGUUCGCAUGGGCACCCAACCCAUCUACUUCCAGAUCUAUACUGUCAAGAUCUUCAGGGACCUGAGCCAAGGCCCUGCAGAGGAUAUUUUCCUCACCGAGCUGAAGGUGGACGUCCAAGACUCCAGACUCCCCAAAGAUGGCUUUUCCCCCAGGAGGAAGGGCGCGGCUGAAGGCCCGGGGGCCGAGCUGUCCAUCUGCUACCAGAAGGCUCUGCUCAGCCACCGCGCCCAAGUGGUCACCGGUUCCCUGCGGGCCACUGGGCUGGUCCUGAAGGCCCUUCCAACCAGUGACACUGAUGGUUUGGGGCCCCCCCAGGCCCCACAUUCUGCUGCUCCCAUCACAGACCACACGUGCCUGAAUGUCAGUGUGACGGAGGUAGUCAAGUCCUCCAACUUGGCGGGCAGGUCCUUCUCUACGGUGACAAACACCUUCCGGAUGGCCACCAUCCAGAUCCAGAGCCAGGACCAGAGGCUCCUGACGCUGCUGCUGGACAAGGACGGUCGGCGAACGUACAGGGAUGUGGUCAGAUCUGACCCCAAAGAUGGAUCUCCUGAGCUCGCCUCUCUCCACCCACAGAAUCGAGGUUGCUCCCUGCCCAGAGCCGUGUUCCGGGACUCACAAGUCCAGGGCGUCGUGGGUUGGUUCACACCAGCCGGCGGAGGCAGAAGGGACCAGAGCCAAGCCCAAGCCCCUUCUCAUGCCCAUCAACACGUUCUCUGGCAUCGUCCAGUGAGCCUGAAAGGGCGGCAGAAGGGCUGAGUCCAAGAGCCCCAGACCAAGAGGAAGGAUACACUACCCCAUCAGCCUCCAAACACUCAUACCAGCAGCCGGGACGAAGCCAGGCUGCGCUGGGUGGCUUCUGGCUGUGCCCAGAGUUCAGGGAGCUUGGCCCACACCCAGGCCCAAGGACAGCUCCAGCAAAGCUGCGCACACGCAAGACCCAGCUCCGUGCACAAAUGUCCACACGCCUUCAUCUAUUUUUAGCCCCACCCCUCCCACUCAAGCUCCCCCAUCACCUCUGAAAACCCAAGUGAGAGCUGCUGUGUCGUCCAGGGCCCUGUGGCCUGGGGGGAAGUGGGAAGGAGGGCAAAGGCACCUCCUCUCUCCUGAGUCUGUUCCUUUCCCUCCCUCCAGCCACUGUCCACGCAUGCGUGGGCAGCAGGUGUCCCUCCUGGAGGAGAGGAAAUGUCAGAUUCAAUAAAGGCACACUAAAGCGA